Thecamonas trahens ATCC 50062 is the source of this 1209-nucleotide messenger RNA. RefSeq lists its product as uncharacterized. The record is from RefSeq and is a predicted model, not a curated record. The transcript is spliced from 2 exons. Bases 1 to 1209 code for a protein of 402 amino acids. NCBI's taxonomy places the organism in Eukaryota, Apusomonadida, Apusomonadidae.
AUGGCUGAGUACCCAGACAUGCCGUGGCGCGUCUUCAAGCCUGUCUAUCGGGUCCUCGCCAGCAAGUGGCGGGAGGUCGAGCUGGUCACAGGUGCUGCUGACGGCUUUGGCGGCAACGAAGUGGGCGACGGAAUGGGCGACGGGAUCGAGACGGGCGGCGUGCUGCCACAGCGAACGCGAUCGGCGAUGCUUCUGGCUUUGAUGAGUGUGGCAGCGAGUCAGGUGGUGGACGCGCUGGCUUGCCGAGGCCUAAAGUCCGUGCUGGUGGCGCUUGGUGGCGAAGAGGAGGACGAGGACGAUGAAGUCAGUGAGAGCUCGCUUGACGCCGAGGACGGAUCCAUUGCUGCCGAGCUGGCGGCGGUGUGUGGACUAGAGGGCAAAGAGGUGGCCAGAGUGUGGGAUCGUCUAGAGAUGGAUGCCUACUCUCUGUGGCUCUCGCUGGCAUCAGUGGACUCGAUCGCGAGUGCGCGGAGUCUCUAUCCCGCCUUUGCCAAACCUCACGAUGUUGGCUCGGUGUUUGCAGCCAUGAGUGGGUGGCCGGUCGCCGGCGACGGGUGGGACGCCGAGGUGACCUUUGAUGACGAGGCGGCAGUGGUUGCUGCCGGCGAUCCAUAUAGCGCGGCAGCUCGAUCGGCCGUUGGCAGUAUCGGCGUGUGGCAAGCGCUGAAGGCAACACCGCUUGCGGUUGUCCAGCGGCAUGCUUCGUCGUAUGCCAUCCUGCCGUCGGCGUGGCGGGCGGUAAGCUUUGAAGCCGUCGAUGGCUCUGGUGAGCACCAUGUGCUGGAGGUGUGGGUCAACAGCGGGAUGGCUGACGCCAACACAGGCGUGAGGACCACACGAUACGGCGAGGCACGCUGGACGCCGCACCCCGCCACCGCUUUUGCUCACGGAGUUCCGCAGAUUAUCGUUGAUGCCGGGCAUCAGCACCGGACGAGAUCCCAACUGUCGAUGCUUGUGCUGGGGUGGGCUCAUGCGGCGUGUGGGACAAAGGCAGCCAUCUAUGCCGUUGGAGCUGCUGGCGAUGGCGAUGACGCCAGCACGGUCCUCGAGCCACUGGUCUCGGGCCCCCAAUCCGAGCUCAAACUCGUGCCAUGCACCACUGUUUGGGAGGAGGAGAGCGAAGGUGGGCUUUCAGAGGCAGCAGUCAUCAACGCCGCCCGCGUUGCCCGCGAAGGAUAUGCUGCGAUCUUUGCCGAGUUGCGCGGAUAG